Molecule: messenger RNA, 10239 nt
Organism: Pocillopora meandrina
Lineage: Eukaryota; Metazoa; Cnidaria; Anthozoa; Scleractinia; Pocilloporidae
Source: the annotation of a GenBank genome assembly
GAUAUGAUGCUGUAACGCAUGUACUAGUAGCGGAAGGAAUUACAAUUUUUAAUGGCAUUACGCAGCAUCGGGAAUAUACAGAGAACGGGAAUAAUGCUUUAUUGACAACCUGGCGGAUUUAAAGGUUAUAUUGACAAAGUAGUUCUUGAGUGUGAUGCAGUUUAAAGUCUUGUGACGCAGAUCAUAUCCUAAACAGCCCGAGUUCAUCGCAAAGAAGCUUUGAGCUUAAAAUUGUACGCCUGGCGAGCAGGUUUCAAGGAUCUAUACGCAGGGAGGACAACUACGUAUACGAGUUUCAACUUAUGGACUGCACAAAGUGCAUGGUGAUGUUGUCGUGAUAGUACUUGUGUACAAGACUUCGAGCUUAUCUGAAAAAUCAAGCAUUUCGCUCAAGUCGCAGUUUCUUAGACGUUUCAUUUCCUGCCGCGAUUUAUAUGAAUUUAACAUGAAGAACUGAUCGUGGCUGCUUACCCCUAUGGCCUUUGAAGUACUGUUCGUGUUUUUGGCCAUGCUAAUGGUUACUGAAACAGAACGAGCGAGGCAUCUACCUACAAGACGUCGAUUGUGUCUUUGCGCAGAUCGCGUGCUUCCACUACGGUCAUUCUCAGAUGGCAAGGUAUGGGAUUUUUCUUGAUAAAAUCUCUCAAUAUAUCGAGGCAAAUAUACAGCUUAUUGAAACUUUCAAAUAUAUUUGGGAUUGAUUAAGUUCCAUAUGAUACAAAACUGAGUGACUUUCGUGAAUCGAUCGACCGUCAAGGUGUCGCGCAUACGUUCGAUCUUCCACGGGUAAAAUUUCUAAAGAUAGAUAUUCAACCAAAUUAUUGAGAGAUUUAGUAACAGCUUUGUGAACUGUCGAUCGAUGCGUUUUAUAAAACACUUCCGUUGAGACCGUGUAAAGAAACGUGUUUGAAAGGAACGAAUAUAUAAUUAUCCGGAACGAAAGUCAUUUUAGUAACAGCGAUAAGAGUUACAGGUUUGUAACCGAGAACGUGUUUGCUUUUCGAUUUCGACAGCUGAAGCUAAGUUUCAAUGAUAACCUACAGCUUUAAGGCAUUUUUUCGGUGUACAAAACGAUGCCCUCGAGAACAUUGAACUGCAAGACUGAUGGUGUGUGGUUUGGAGAAAACAAAGUAGGCCAGAAAUUAGAUACUCAACGUAUCUUGAGAACCAAAUCCUUACAUUGAAUACUAAGUUUUGUCUUAAGAAAAGCCAGAAAUAAAUUCAAGUUCAUCAGUCUGUUCAUAGGCGUUUAAUAAUAAUAAUGACUUUAUUGGAUGACACAAUUAUUGGUAGAACCAGUAGUUCUCAUUGUGGUCCUCAAUACCGUGGCAAUACCGUGCGCUAAUCUGCGACAGUUUUUUUAGCUCAUGACGUAUUGCGGAGUUCCAUAGUAAGCUUAGCAGAUUUUCCUUGUCCAAACACGACCUCCGCACGGCAAAGUUUUUUCCAAAGACAACAGGCAUUCUUUACCAAAGUGGAAUUUUAUCUUUUGAAAGGUUUACUUUUGCGGUUAUGAUAGAAGUACACAGUUACGAUAAGUGUCUUCUCAACAACAUAUAUAUUAGAGAAUAUCAAAUACCUCUGCGAUCAUAAGGUCACAUAAAUUUUGCUCGUACCAGCGUGUUUCAUCGGCGCAUUCCUAUUGUCUGUGACCUUGGCAAGAGGAGAUGUUUUCGAGCGUUUCAUUGUAUUUCACUGUCACGAACCCUAAUCAUGAGUAUAGUUUUAUGAGUUUUCAGCGAAACGUACGGCAUUUGUGUAUUCGAAGUGGUGGAUAACACUACAGGAGAACACAAAAUACCUCACUGACCGCGUAUGCAAAAUUUUACGAGGCACAGAAUCAUUCAAUAUAAAUGUUUAUAUGUCAGUUGCCCUUCGACUAAAGGCUGGAAGAGUAAUCAUGUAUGAGGUUUCGAGAAAGUAGAUCAUACAACGUGUUCCUAGGAGGCUUGAAGAGAUUUACGGUUGCAGAACAUGAUGAAAAUUAUGACGUGAGCUCGAGUAUUUCUUUAGGUGUGGGUUUCCUAGAAUUGUUCCUGUUGUGUGAUUGUACUAAUGCGCCGAUUCGAAAAGGAAAAGCUUUAAUUAGGGAAUUAUGAGGAAGAAAGUUAUAGGAAAAUGGGUGGAAAUUUAAUAUCAAUAUUAAAUCAUUUAAACAGUUAAUUAGGUACUGUAUCUAUGUAUUUAGUUAGUUUAAGAACCAUAUAUAUGGCAUAAAUUUCCUGCGCUCACAAAUAUUUCAUUUGUACCUACUAUUGUUACAGUAGUCUCCCACUAGAGUUCUUUAAUUAAGGUCGGGGAGCUACAUUUAGCUUUUCCGUAUAUGUUGUGGAUCAGACGUGACAGUAACUUUCCUCAUAGUUUAGAGCCUGUUAAAAAUCAUACGCCGCGUCACAGACACGAUUUUCGCUCUCAACCAAAUUUAUAUGAUCUCAAUGCGACGUGUAACUACUUUCUUUCAUCCAAUCUCAUGCGUAGAAAACGCGAAAAGAUUCAUUUAGGACGUUUAAACAUCAGGGCCCAUUUGUAUAAAGGGCGGAUAACGCUAUCCAACGGAUAAAUCACUACCCAAGGGAUAAGUGAUUGCGAAACGUACUUCGCUAUCUACUGGAUAGAGAUUCAUCCGGUGGAUAACGUCAUCCAACCUUUGAACAACCGGAGCUAGAUCACCGAGGAUUUCAGUGAAGCCUCUGUAAGCAUCGGUUUGAUAAUUCAUAAGCAUGUGAAUGAUCCAAAACAUGAACCUGUUGUCGUGUUUUUCUUUUUGUUUCCUCCAACUGAUUAUUAAAAUAGCGUUUGUCGUUUUGUUUGGAGAGCAUGAGUGGAAAGAGAUUAGUGCAUGGGAUUAAUUAAAGUCCUAUUUACGUGAUUAAUGCAAUACAGUUUUGAUCCCUUUCUAUUUUUCACGGCAGUGAUAUUACAAUUAGAAACAAAUGCGAAAAAAUAUCCUGCUCUCUAACACUCUAUGGAAAAAAAAAAAAAAAAAAGAAGGAAGGAAGGAGCUUUAUUUACAAGAAAAUAUGUGUAACGAGCAUCACUUAGCCCGCGAGCAGAUCCAUACUUAUGGGCGGUUUGGCACGACUCUUUUUUCGCCCAGUAUAAGUGUUCCCAAUAAACCUCUCUUCAACUCGUAUCAACUAUUAAAAACGCGUUUUCUUGCAGCGCUGUAUAAUAAGGUUCUGCUAUGAGACACAGCUGUUACGUUAUCACCAGUGAGCUCUAUUUAAAGCUGGUGUGCACUGGUACUUCCCACUCACUCCUUCCUAAGGAAGAUAUUUAUCUUCCUGUCUGUUGGGUGAUAAAGAUGUGUUGAUGAUGAAACAAUGAAAAAAAAAUCUUUUAAUCGAUUCCCUUUUUACAGGAAUCUUCUUUCGUCUCAUGUAAAGAGUGGUGCAGCACUAAAGAUUUUGAAGGUAACAGGCUAGCUUUGAUAACAACUUCAUAAUUUCUCACUUUGCUCUUGAUGUGUCACAGUUGAGGCAUUCGAAGAACGCGAUUUGGUAUUACCAACCAACCGACAAACUAAUACUCAAGUAGCGAGCCAAAAAAAACAAACAAACAAAACCACGGCCACUACUUAUUUUAGUGUUUUCAUGUCCUUGUAAAAGCAUCUUAUUCCAAGAGCACGUUUGGUAAAACCACCCAACCACCCGAACUAGAAUACAGACAAACAUAAAUACAACCUAAUAAAACAAUCAAAUAGUCAUGGAAUUGACAAAAAAAUCUUAAUUGUCUAGAAUUGUUGAAGGGUUUUAUGAAGACAGGAAGACCAAAAAAGGUCAUGGAUAGACAAAAUAAACCUUAUUUUGUCUAUCCGGACAAGGUUAAUAUUCCUACUUGUUGCGCUUUCUAAUGAUUAUAAAUACUAUGUGGGUCAAAAGCGCAAAAGUUAUUGUGUGAUAUCUGCGGGCCGUGACCAUAAUAAAAUAAUAAUACAACUUUGAUUCUGUAGGAAAGAUGUCAAGUCAUCUGCGCAUACGUCGAAAUGAUGUAGAAGGGUUCACAGGUGGGAAUUUUAAAUAUAUUACCUCAGGAGUUUUGUCAAUAUGAUAGCUGAUCGAAAGCUGUGACAAAAUUUUCCAAUGUGAUUGAUUACCAGCAGCUCAAUGCAAGCCCUGGUAAAACUUUCUUAUUUUGCGCUCGCUAUUAGGCUUGUUUUCUCGUGGAAAAAGUUAACUGUGGGUGUUUGUUUAUCAAUUUUUUCCACUAUAUUGCCAUUAUUUAUAAUAUGAUGUGCUGCGAUGGUCCCCUUUUGCUAAUUUUCGUUUUGUCCCCGCAGAGUGUCCCCCUGGACUGGACCAUAUCGAUAAGAAAUGGCACAUCAAGAGAGAAAACAUAAGAGUACAUUUCCAUGAUAUUAAAGGCAGCUCCAGAUGGCUUGUGCAAGUUUCCUGGAGUCCAUUCAUAGGUAAAUUUUGGGUUGAAUUUGUCGUUUAAUCAUGAAUUGUUCGAAUAUACUGGAACUUCAAAAUGAGCCCCUGAAAAUUCGAUUAUCUCUAUCAAAUGAGCUCUUUUAAUCCUCCUCCAAAAGCCUUGUAUUAUUUUAUUCUUAAGCCAUGCUAAUCUGACCAUGAAAGUUCACCUUUUUUUGAAUUCAGCCAGACGCCAUUUUGAAUUAUGUUGAUAAUUCCAUGUACUUAGGCAAAAAUUUCAGCCUUUGUCCCAGAUGGUUGAACAGAAGAGAGUUGCACGACUAUGGGGACAGAGGCAAUGUUUAAGGGGAGGUAGGGGGCUAAUAUGAAAGUUCUCAGAGGGUUGGACUCACUUUUCCGAACUGCAAGGUUGCAAAAUUGUUGAUGGAAACUCCUUUUUUUCAGGUAGUACCAAAGGCUGGGAUAAAUAUUACAUGAGGUACUUUACUGGCGAAGGUCGUUUACCCUAUCAAAAUUUCUCCUGCCUGAUACUUCCCAAGGUAUAUAUUGUUUUCAUGUCGCAACUGAUGGUUUGUUGCCGUAAGGACCUCUUAAUGUUGAGAAUGGAUUUCCUCUUCAGAUUGUCUGUUUAGUUUUAGGUAUAGAUAAUCAUCGUACCUUGAAAGCAUUUGGUAAAUAAUAAUAAAAUAAUGAUAAAAGAGAAACACAAAAACUCAAGGAAUAAAACUAAAAAGAAACGGUGAUUAAACACCCCCCUUUCUGUGCCUGAAGGUAUAUCAUUUCUCAGUUCUAAACAGUUACUUCUUUCGUGUCUCUUAAGCGAAAAAGAGAUCGCCUAAGUUUGCUCUUUGUUGCCUCGGUUCUUGCACUCUGGAAUAAGUCGAGAAAACCUUAAUUGUAACUAGUUACUGAGGUUGCUCUGUACUACUUCAGAUUUGACAAAGAAAUUGCUUUCUUUUUUCCCAUUUCCUCUCUUUGAUUUUUCCCUAUAAUCAAAAAUGUUUGAGACUGUACUGUAUUUAUUCUUAUGUACAUAUGUUUAUCACUUCGGUCAUGAAUGGGUUUUUAGGAAACAGCCAUCUAUUUCGUUGAUCUUUGCUCCUAUGAUCCAAGGCAUCCUUCCUGAAGAUCGAGACCCAAUCUCAUUUAUUCUAAAAUCGUCCAAGUAGUUUUGCACCUCUUCUUCUCAUGGAUAGUUUCAUUUCCUGUUUGUUGAGGGACAGGUCACAAAACAUCGCUUACGGGGGAGGGGACGGGGUUCAGAGGGUUUUGGUUGUGUCACAAUAAAAUUUUACCGGAUCCCCCAUUAUUUGCAGUUAAUUAGCGGUCAAUUUUCUACAGUCCUCCCUCUAAACUCUGCUUGUGACGACUGUUUCCCCCCCUUCCCCAAUAAAACCUCUACCACUCCCCCUAGGUGAUAAGCAAUGAUUGAUCGCUAUCUGUUUGAUUGUUGGUGAGUACUUGAGUUUUUUUUCUUGUUUCGUUUUAGAACCGAACAAGUGUGAACAUCACGUCCUCAUACAAGGAAAGGAAAAUCACUCUAAUUGUAAGAUAAACGGAAAGAUAUUUUUUAGCUGAUGAUAAUUAAAUUUUCUCCCUAGAUUCGGGGGUUUUAACUGUAAAAUCCCAUAAACCAACUUAAUUUUUUGGGAAAGAUUUUACUAUUUUAUUUCAUUCCAUCCAGAUUCUCUGUAUAAACAGUUUGACAAAGUUCAUUUCAGAUUCGCACGAAGUAAUGUCUCAUUUCAGAUGAAUAUAAUGACUUUAUUCUUGCAGGUGACUGCUCUUCCAAACAUACGGAGUGGGACAAAGCCAAGUAUGGUUUUAGAGCCUUUUACGCCGACUAAACAAUAUGGACCUCGUAAGUACUCUAUGAAGAGCAUAAAACAAGUACACUUAAGAGACUCUUGUGCAAUAAAAUCACUGAAAAAUGUUGGCAUGUUGUGAAUCUUCCUAGAGCUGCCCAAUUUAAUAACUGACACAUAAAUAAAUAACUACUGCACCUCAACAUUAUAUACUGCAUAAGCUUGACGAUGUAGCUGGCUUAGAUUUAAUCCAUUAAAGAAUGACUUUGUUUCCCGUUACAUAGAGUUCCUGGUAUAUUCCAUCUUUAUCAUGACAGUUAGCGACAAGAGAAAAGCAACGAGUUUCCUUUUUUUCUGACGCGCUAAGCAUCUAGGUUAAGUGCUCUAUAGCGGUGUCAUGUCCAUUAUUUGUCAGUUACUGACAAAAUCGUUGGAGCAAUUUGAAAAGGAUGCGAUAUGUUAUAAAUUGUGAUAAAACCUCUGGUUGCCACGGUAUCUUGUUACUUCGAAGAAGCGCUUUCAAACACCUUUUCUAUGCGAAUAAACUACAUAAUUUUUAUUUGAUAAUGCAUAUAUUAAACCCGUAUGAUAUUGAGGUGCAUUUUCUCUUUUUCAGCCGUGUACACUCCUGGUGCCGUCCUCAUAACAUCAAAACCAACAUCAGAGCGUAAGUAGUUGGUCGUUUCCAAAUAUAUACGUCACGACAGUUGUGCAUCGAUCUUCUAAAUAUUGCUCAGUCAUGUUAACUCUUUAACCCUUAAACUCUUAUGAGUGACCAAGACAGAAUUUCUCCUUACAAUAUCAAUACAAUAUCAAGCAGGCGAGUAAUGGGAAUAAAGACAAAUUUUAAUUAAGGGAUUAUUAGUCGAUCCAAUACCAAAUUCUCCAAACCAACAUCACAAGAACUAUAUGGCAUACAGUAAGGAUAAGUGCUAAUGAGAUCUUGGGAGUUAAAGGGUUAAACGUUAUAAUUUGAUGAUGGCGAUCGUCGAUUAUGAUAAUCAUUUCCAUCCUUUCCCAGCCUCGAGCGUUUUUUGGUUACUCCUAAACAUUUGUUGUUCAGUGACCUUAACAGGCAAUACCCAUAUUGUUUGAGCUCUCUUUAUAUUCUUUUCAUCGCCUGUUGCUUGCUUGAAAUAACAAUUUUAUGAAAUGGGAAAAAAAGGUAAGAGAUAUUCCUUUCUAAUUCCAGGUAAGAAUACGGCCUUACUUUAUGGAUCAAUCGCCGUUGGAAUCCUUGUUGGAAUAGUUUUUGGUGCUUGCUUGCUGAUAUAUUUUCAUCGUCGUAAACCAAGUAUCACUUUACCAUCAGGUUUGAACUUGGAGAAGUUAUUUUGUUUUUAUAUUGAUUCCUUUGUUUAUGUUAAGUUAUAUUGUCAUCUUUAGGUACUUUUUUCCACUAAUGGCAAAAGUUCUCAGAAGUGUUUUACGUACUUGCAGAAAGCAUUUUGAAACAUAUUACGAUAGAUCAUAAAGAAACUUUUGAUACGGGAGCAGCUCACGUGAUUCUCAAUAUGACAACUCCCAGCGCUUCUCGGCACGCAUUGAGGGCACUACUUUUUCUUGAAACACGAAUAGUUCAUAUUUUACUAUCAUUUUUAUUCUGCCCCACACCCCUCCCCUUCCCCCUUCCCCCCAAAAUAGAAAAUUAUGUAUUCUAAAUUCUAAAACUAUAUACCUAAUUUUGUCGGCAGUAAACUUAGAGCGAACUUUUUUCUAAGAAAUGUACUUAAAAGUUUGGUGACUCUUAAAUUUCAAGUGUAAUUUGCGAGAGCUUGAAAACGAGGUUCAAGUUUGGUAAUUUUUUGCUUUUAUGGGGCGGAAUGAUAAAAAAAAAAGUGAUAUCAAAACAAGUUAGCUCACCUGUUUUGUCGUCGCCAUUUGCUUGUAUUCGUUCGCUGAAGAUAUACUGCAUAGCCUGCAAAGUGUGUGUAUGAUAUUUACAACUCUAUAAAUGACGACCUUUCAUAUUUUUAUUUGGCUUCAGAUUUCAAAUACCACGCUUUCAUAAUUUACAACAAAGAAGAUGAAGGCUGGGUAAAAGGAAAACUUCUAAAAUUCUUGGAAGAAGAGCACGGUUUGAGAGUAUGCAUCCACUAUAAAGACUUUACUCCUGGAAUUCCUUUUACAGAGAGUAUGGUAGAAAGCGUUUCCUGCAGCCACAAGAUCAUUGCUGUUUAUUCGAGCAACUUUUUGAAGAGUAAAUAUUGUAAUUACGAGCUUGAACUUGCCAGGUAUCGCCUCUUAGACAAGCGGGACAACUGCCUGAUUGUCAUAAGGAUCGAUAAAUCAAAGUUCGACGACCUCCCUCGGGAGCUUCGCGGAAGAAGCUGUAUCGACUAUGCUGAUCUGACGGAGAGACAGUUCUGGAAAAGGAAACUGCUCAAGUUUUUGGAUGUCCCUAAGGAGCCAAGUCACGUAGAGGUAGAAGUGGAGUCGGACCCUAAUAGUAAUGUCUUUGCUCCCGAAGUUACCACAGAGGGAAGUGAUGGACAGAUGAGGAGUAGGUAUUCCAGAUUGGACAGUUCGAUAAGUACUACCACAGAGUUAUCCAUUGUUACUCUAAACGAGGAUAAUCCGGUCUAACUUUUAUUUACAUUUCAUCGUAUUUAGUAUGUGACAUGGGUUCUUGUAUACGCUAAGCAGUGAUCGUUUACCUAAUACUGUAACUCCCAGGAAUGAUCAACAUGAAACUUCUUUCCACUAUUCAGAACAUUUCUCAGCAAACAGUCAAAGAGGAUAAACAAGUGUAUCGGCUGGAGGCUGGUAUCAUAAUGCAACAACAUCUGUCAAUAAAUGUCGUAGAAAUGUAUUGCAACAACAGAAGAUGAAGCAUAACUUUAUCAUCUCUUGACAGUAACUAGAGCGGAGAAUAACGAAUCAGAUUCUGUAAAUUAAAGUACUUUACUGUUACGGGGACGCCACUCCUUGCCCCGCAGCCUGUAGGCUGUUGAUGUAUAUAGGACAAGAAAAAAUAUUAUUCAGUCAUUUUAUGUUACUAAAGAGCAAUUUUUUUCAAAGCGGAGAGCUUUUGACUUCUAUCUUAGCAUUACAGCAUCUAUAAGCGUAUCCAAAUGAUGCUGUGAUCUUAUUGUAAAUAUUUGGGAGGAUUACCCUUUUGGCGAAAAGUGACGUCUGUUAUAGUUAGUGUGCAAUUUAUGACAUUAGAGUUAGCAUCCCCGUGCGAAAAUAUAUUCCACCUUUACCCCCCUCCUUUAGUCCAUCUGUGCUUAUUCACUUAAAGAUUAAGCAACUUUACCAUCUCUAGAAACAUAUUUAAGGAAACCUCCUUGUGGCAGAGUAAAAGUCAGUUUGAAUUGUAAUUAUCAUCACACACAUGAGUCCAAGGCCUACGGGACUUAACCAAGUUUUGUCUCGAAACAGUUGAAAGAGGAUAAAAUGAAAGAAAACAAACUGAGAAACUGAUGGCUUUUCUUGGUGGUUUUUCGUGAAAGCCUUUGGACUCAUUCGUAUUUGCAUUAUUGCGUGAAGUCUUAAAUAAGAAACGAAGUUAGAGUUGCUGCUCUUGGCGAUAUGAAAAGGUCAGCUUUAGUCUCGUUUUCAAAUGAAGGCUUGACUAUAUGUUGCUCAGAGAAAAUAAGAUGUGUUAGAGAGAGGGAGGUAGGGUCCUGAUUUGUUAUUUUCACGUAAGUUACGUUUAGACAGUCUCGUGAGCGAAAAUAUAUUUUUGUAGAGGUGUGCAUGAAGACUGACUGACAUUAGUCGGAUAUUUUAUCUGAGUAAACUAACUAUCAGUUCUGUCGAUCCAGACUCACUGUAGGAGAACGGAGAUUUGUGUUAUUUCAUUUUGUUUUUCUUUUUUCUCCUAUGUGAUAAGUAACCCUCAAGACCUCUGAAUUUCAGUUCAGCUUCCCCCUCUCUCAUUCAAUCUUAACGGUCAUUUAGGCUGCUUGCUUAGGAGCUGUCACUACUUGUGCAUUGGUACAAGUAAUUGUGUAUUUGCACAUAUUUACUCCUCAAGGGAUGUUUGUCGUUUCAAUGUAUAUUUAGUAAAAACGAAGCAAAACUUGAAACAUAAUAAAGCUUUUACGACAAUAAUG